UUUCGCGCGGUGGCGGCAGCGGCACCGACGGCGAGUCGCGAGUUGGUGCGUGUAGUGGCUACGGCGCGGCUGACGGUGCCCGGGCUCCUCUCCUCUCCGUGUCUUCUCGGAUCGGACGUUUCGGCUCGCACCCCCCGCCCCGACCGUCCCGUCCCGCGCACACGAACGACGCUGUCCAGGCCUGCUGCUGCUGCCUUCAGCUGGACUCGUUUUCUCUGCGCAUUUUCUCCGCAAUUUCUUGCGUAUCCGGACGUGCAACGCGGGCGUUUUCUGCAGACUGCCCUGUUUUGCUAGCGCAGAUAAGGAGCUGUCAAAUUGCAAUUUCACUCCGGCAAGCUCGCUGCUCGCGAGUGUUCGGGAACAACUUGAGACGCCCAGUGCUUAGUUAGGUUCUUGUACUUACUUUUUGCCAUUUGGUUUGCUGACUUGCUUCGCGCUCGACCCUAUCAGCGACAAUGCGACGCGUGGGAAAUUGUGUGUGCUACGGUUCGGCGGUGGCCUUUCUGCUCCUUGGGAUCUUACUCGGAGACUCUUCAGUAAAAGCCCAAGACCAGGAAACGGAAGUGCCCCAAGACCGGAAAGUGGAGUUUUUGACAAAAGAGCAGACAUUCUUCCUGAGCCUUGGUGACUCUGUGUCUCUCCCGUGCAAGAUCGUGCAGUCAAGCGAAGAUGAGUUCAUCAAGGUGUGGCUCAAGAACAACGACAUCUUGUUCGCUGGGACUUUUCGUGUGGUCACGGACCCGAGGCUCAGCCUAGGUCCCGAGGGCGACCUCAAAAUUGAUGGCCUGGUGGCCUCGGACGACGCCGUCUACACCUGCAAGGUCAACAGUCAGAUCGAGCCAAACUCCAUCCAGCACAAGAUCGUCCUUCCAGGACCCCCCAAGGUGUCGACAAUUCCGGAAAGCGGCGAGGUGACAGUAAUGAAAGGGGAGCCCCUGUAUUUAGGCUGCAUGGCGAGCGGAAAGCCCGACUCCACCAUCACGUGGCGACACAUGGAUCAUAUCAGCACCUCAAAUGUGGCACGGUCGUCGAGGUCCAACGACUCUUCUAUUGACGUCACCAAGCUGGUUCAAGACAACCGCAUCGACAUCGAAGCUGCCGACUCGAAGUACUCCGGAACUUACGAGUGCACCGCCUCUAACGGCUACGGCAAGCCCGUCGUGGCUUACAUCACCGUGAAAGUUCUCGGCAAGCCGACGGUGAAGACGUCGCUGCAGUGGUCGUCGGGCGUGGGCGGCAGCCUGAACGCCGAGCUGCUGUGCGUGACGCACUCGGAUGUGCCCGGCACGACGCGCUGGCUGCGCAACGACGGCACGUGGCUGAUGCACGGCGAGUCCGUGUCCCUCUACACGGCUGGCAACCACUAUACGGCCCGCUUCAAGCACGUCACCGAGCGAGACUACGGGAACUACACGUGCGAGUCCAAGAACAAGUUCGGCGUCACCGCGGACACCAUCGAGCUUCAAGCUGCACCGACCAGGCCAGUCGUGAUGGGCGUUGAGGGACCCAACUCGACAGCCUACCUCAUCUCGCUUUCCUCGGUGGCUCCGUAUCCCAUCAACAAGUACAUCAUCUACAUCCGGGCGGAAAAGCACGCCCAAGACAUUGACGAAUGGCGGAACAUCACGAUUCCGAGUAGCCGCGGCCACGACAUGCAGAAGAUGGGAUCAAAGGCCGUCACGAGCUACCUGAUAACCAAUCUCGAGCCCGAGACUCGAUACGAGGCGCUCGCUGUCGCCACCAACGAAAUGGGCACGAGCGGUCUCACCAGCUUCGACUUUAUGACGGCAUUCGCCCUCCCUAAACAGCCGUUGAGUACCAAAGCCAGCGAGGAAGUUGAAGCUGGUCUACAAGCUAAUGACCCUGACGCCUUACAAGAACAGAUCAAGGAUGGCGGCAACGGAAACGCUGGCACCCGGGCCACACUCCUCAGUGCGCACAUGAUCGGGUGCGUCACGGUGGCGCUGCUUUCGAUUUUUUUCUGCUGAACACGUCGAUCGCCAUGAGCCGAAUAGUUUUUCUUUUGCCACCCGUGGACUACGUCUGACACACCGAGAGCGCCGCCGACCAACGAACGUUCUUCUUGACGCGCCGAGGCGCGCGCACCCGAUUUCUUAUUUUGUUCGUCUCCCUUGCGAAGAGUAAGGCUCAUCAUCGAUGUUCAUGAUAAUUAUGAUAAUUAUUAUGUUUAUUUCACUUCCUCCUCGUCCCCCUCUCCCUCUCUCUCAAAGGUCCACGCGUAAGUUGGGAACCCUUCCUCGGUUGUUCGCGCUGCCUUUCUUUCUUUUUUUUGCGAGGGAUAUCGUAUUUCUAUUCUACUCUUCACUCCGUCUUUUCACUUGAUCUGCCUGGUGUACACUGCGCAGGCAACGAUACCAGAAAACGCAAGCGAAAAAAAAAAAUAACAGUCACGCACAAGACGGGUGGCUCGUGUUUUCUUCAGUCGUCAUCUGUUGUGUGCAUUGAGCAGCACACGCGAAAAGCCAUUAGGCUACAACCACCAGCUAUCUCUCAUAAAAACCCUCUGUUUGCGCUUCACGUCUCACUCACGUACCAGCAGCUAUAAGCGCCAUUCCCACCAAAAUUUCUAAUCAACUUGUUAACAGCCUUCACUCUAUGACGCUUCAUAGAAUACACUAUACACUCAGAACUCUCAUUUCUUAAGAUUUCCCUCUUAGCAGUCUUUUCUCCACGGAGUAUAGGUGUGUAGUGGCGAAGGAAUCUUGCGAAGUCAAGGUGCGGUACGACUCACGAAUGCGCGGGAGUGUUAGCGUGGCUCUUCAUGGUCGAAAUCAUUUGUUUUAUUUCUUCCACUUUUCGCAUAGCUAUAUAACGAAGGCUCCGCUUCGAGUGCAGCCACGUUAAGGCUUCAUUUCUUAUCUUUUUUUAUCUGUGGCGCUUGUUUCAUCUACUACUAUCCAAAGCAUAGAAACUCUUCAAACCUUCCAACUAUUGACGCUCUUGCUGGCCUUGAGCGAACCGUUAGCACUUAUAUGACAUUGAAAGGUCCUGUCCUGUGUUCCUACGCGUCAUCCUCAGUUCUUCUGGUGAGGCGACAAAACUGUCCUGUAACCAAUGGCUCAAGCUUUAAUAAGAGUUCCGGAUUUGCCAUCUUAAGUCAAUAGAUAUGAAGUAUUUUAUGUUCUAACACUUAAAUUAUUCUACAGUAAAGCGGCUCUUACGCUUAAAUAUGGCACAUUGAAUAUCGUUGUCACUCUAGCCAAUACCCUUUGCUGCCUUUCAUGAUAACUAUCUUUUGUGGCGGCAACUUAGGAACUAUCACAGUUAUCGCCUUACUGUACAAUACUACGCUAUCAAGCGUCACUGGCAUAAUUCGUGUGCCCUGGCGUAACGUGUCGUGUUCUGUCAAACUGAUGGCCACAAAAUGGGCCACUUUUUUCUGUCAACCUGUUAAGUUUUCUCCUGUCUCAUUUUUUUUUUUUAAACUCAUGUGAAAUGCAAUGUCUUGUCAUGUUCGUUUUGUAUAGCUUGUUCUAUGGAGGCUGUAAAAAAAAGAAAGCAUAUAUGUAGCGCAACUUUAUUGAUUUUUUCUUUUGUAUCCAUUAACUUCAUCGUCAAAAGUGUCAGCUUCUGUGUUCUUCUACUGAAAAAAAAUUAUACAUAUAAAUAUAGCAUGUUUUCUUCUUUCAUUUUUUUCUUGUGACUGGAAAGUAUUGUGUCGGAUAGGAGAAAGAAUGGAAACGAAAAAUGAAAACAUACGGACGUGGCUUUGUCGCAGCUAAUUACUUAGCAGCGGUGUUUUGCACGUUGGCUUUCUCGUUACAUGCACGCAGCUUUCCCUUUCUUCUUGGACAGGCAUGCACCUCACAGCUUUCCACUGCUCAAAACGUUGUCGCUGAUUAAGAAAAUUAGGCUGGAACCAUUUAUAUUACAGCGACAGUUACUGCUUCAAACACGAUGAAGCGGGAGCUACGGUUGAAAGAAGCUUUUUGAUGCGUGCACUUCAGAGAAGCGAAAGUAAAUCUGCCAGUUUUGUUUGUGUGCGCACGCAUCUCAGAUGAAAACGUGCACACAAAAGAGGUAUUUACUCUUUCCCGGCCCUUAUUUAUUUCGGUUAGCGUAAGGACGUCCGGGUGUAUUGGGACUACUACCUUUCAACAGUCCUUCGCGUAAAUUCAUGUUUUCGCUGACAUCACACGCACGUUUUUUGUAAUUAAUUUAACACGUGUACAGUGCUGUGUACAUUUAAAUGGAACAUGCGCGUAUGAGAGGGAUACUUUGUGGAUUUGUGCGAGCGUGUUGGCGCCUGCCAUCGCCUCGUUUCAAAGAGAAUAAUAGUAAAGUACAUCCAUCUACUGGUGGAAGCAGUCUAGACACAUGACGCAGGCUCGCAUAGGAAUACUCACUUUGAAUUCGCCUCCUAAAAAGCCGAGUGCUUCCAUGGCUGUCACAAAGUGAAAAAUUCCGCUCCGCGCUUCCUUGUAAUGUUAAUUUUAAUGAGCACAACGUACUUUUACGCAAGGUAAAGAUUGUGAGUUUUGACACAGCGGCGUUGAGAUUUUGGUCGCGACAGUCUCCGGUGAGACACUUGUUAAGUUACUGGUGCCUGUCCAAAGAACAGUGAUGGCGGCUAAUUGUGCAAGAAGCGGUGUUACUGUAGUACAGAGACAGCUGGCGUAACAGAACUCCGUUGCUACUCGCCUGAAAUUAGGGAGAAAAUAAAACAAUAAAAGGAAGUGGUGUGUAUGAGUGUUUUGACAGAAGCUGUCUCUGCUCGAGUAUUUAUUGCACCGAAGAGCAAGAGACAGCGUGUGAUUCACUUAAAUCCCGAUUACCUUCACUUGCGUGUCGCAAAGUUGUUGUAGCCUUCUAGCACCUGUUUAGCGUGUCGCGCCCGAAAAAUGGUGAGAGAAUGUUUGUGGUACAGCGAAUAUCAAUACUCGAAAUUCUGAAGUGCUAGAGCAUCAAGUAUUCUUGUUGACUGUACUUUGCGAGGUUACGAAUGGGUUCCGAAAGGUUUCUUUCUUUUUUUUCCCCUGGGCGUUCGAACACUUUAUCAAGCUCCUAUAAUCGAUACUGCCAUCUAUUUAACUCACGUUACUGAUGAUGAAGGCUAGACAGCCUAGAUUUGCCCUCUUGUCAACAGACGCUGCUAGCUGAUGCUAUUUUCAGUCCGAGUGGCGAGUGUAUGUUCAUUAGCUACGCGAGAGACCAUCUUCUAAUACAACACAAUGGUUGGUGGAACAUCUUUAAAGCAUGACCAAAGGCAAAUUCUAGGCGUUAAUAACACAAGCAGCUCAUUUUCAAAGUAUUGAAAGUAAAAGAUACUCUUGAAUGGCGUGUUAUCUUUUUUUAUUUUGUUUUACUUUGAGCAUAGGUGACAUGUAUGGUUGUACAUUCCAAGCUACUGUGACAAAUUAUUUGCAGUUGUGGCCUUUAUGUUUCAACUCAACAUGGUUUCGCCUGCAGCAGCCGUCACACCAAAGUGCCUCUGAGUUUGUAAGCGUUAUGAAAGAAAAGCUUCGAAAGCUGCGAUGAUUAGCUUGGCAUAACUUCCGUCUCGAGCAUUGGCGCAUUGCUACAUCGAACUUUUUUUUUUCACAACCGGAAAACAGCUAAUGAUAAUUGGCUGAUAGAUUAAGCCACACAGUAUCCAUGGAAGAGCACUUCGCCAGUGAAUAACAGACGAAUUGACAUUAUGUCGAACCCUUCGUUUCAACCUUCCAGGAGCGCCUUCUUUUCACGUAUUGAUUACUCCUCUCAGUUGCUGCUAGCGGUGAGGUAGAGCAGAUGCGACGAGGGGCACUUUCCCAAGCACCGAAUGUGACGUGGUCUCGCAAUACAGUCACAGCCAGCGAGCAGUUGUCACUGCUGCAAAUAAUUUCUCUUGGCAUUUGGAAUAUACAAGGAAAGCAGUUCAGUCUUGUGGAUUUUGUGAAUGUUCUGUCAAUAAAGUCAAUUACAACCAAGG
Dermacentor andersoni is the source of this 5932-nucleotide messenger RNA. RefSeq names its product limbic system-associated membrane protein-like. The record is from RefSeq and is a predicted model, not a curated record. Gene Ontology annotation, biological process: synapse organization; homophilic cell-cell adhesion. Gene Ontology annotation, cellular component: axon; neuronal cell body; plasma membrane. Lineage: Eukaryota; Metazoa; Arthropoda; Arachnida; Ixodida; Ixodidae. Gene Ontology annotation, molecular function: protein binding; axon guidance receptor activity.